Hippocampus zosterae (dwarf seahorse) is the source of this 751-nucleotide messenger RNA. Its product is annotated as metalloproteinase inhibitor 2-like. The transcript is spliced from 5 exons. Gene Ontology annotation, molecular function: protease binding; metalloendopeptidase inhibitor activity. NCBI's taxonomy places the organism in Eukaryota, Metazoa, Chordata, Actinopteri, Syngnathiformes, Syngnathidae. The record is from RefSeq and is a predicted model, not a curated record. Gene Ontology annotation, cellular component: extracellular matrix. Gene Ontology annotation, biological process: negative regulation of membrane protein ectodomain proteolysis; negative regulation of endopeptidase activity. The coding region runs from base 111 to 722 and encodes 203 amino acids.
ACAUGAACUUUGACUCCAGCAGUGUGAAACAGAGCUCGCGUUUUGCGCAACUCGAAUCUGCUCUUCCAGUUUUUGGCUUUCCUCACACUGCCCCCCUUUAGCUAUCAACGAUGACCUGGCAAUAUUUUGUACUACCUCUUAUGCUGUUGUGCUUGUGGGGGCUGCAGGAGGAAGGAGCGCAAGCCUGCAGCUGUUUACCAAUGCAUCCGCAGCAGGUGUUUUGCCAAAAAGAUGUUGUUGUCAUUAGAGCAAAAGUUGUUGGAGUCACGCCUGCCACACCCGUAAAACGUCUGACCAAGUAUGACAUCGACCAAACAAUGUUCUUCAAGGGCUCUAAAAGGCGCUUUCGUGACGUCUACACUGCACCCUCCUCUGCAGCUUGUGGAGUCACUCUGACCAUCGGUGUUGAGUAUCUCCUCAUGGGCAGACUGGAGCCCGAUCGUACGCUGCGUAUGGUCCUGUGUGACUUCUACAAACCAUGGAGCGCAUUGAGUUCUCCGCAGAGGAGCCUUUUGUACCGCUAUGCACUGGGCUGCAAGUGCACGAUCAAGUCCUGCUUCUCCUACCCAUGCUGCCUAACCGGCUCGUCAGUGUGCCUGUGGACAGACGUUCUGGAAGAGAAGACGGGCAACGGCGAGCAGGCCCGAAACUCCGCUUGCAUCAGGAAAAAGGAUGGCCGUUGUGGCUGGCACGAUGCACCUUCCUGGCCCCGACUGGGAUAGCCAGCAAAGGCUAUUGAAUUCAAAUAAAU